AGGCUUGCAAUUCUCUAAUUCAGCUGCCAGGCCCCUCCGCUCGCUCACCAAGUCCAAGUUCUUGGCCUACUGGCCAGUGACAUACCCCUCCUCCGUACCUUCUCCGUCCCCGCGCUUUAAACGCCCACCUGCCCGAGGUCAUUCCACCCCUCUAGAUCCCUAUACCGAGCAAAGAAAACCCCGUAGAGUCUCAAUUGCUCUCACAGCCUUCCCCCACCCGCUUCGAGCCGACCAAAGCCGAACUACCCGCACAUUCUGAGAUCAUACGACAUGUCUUCCACGCCAGUCAAUGGAGCCCUUCCGGUCCACAGCAAACUGCUCGAUCCCGUCAUUCGGACGCCCGACCGUCGUCCCUCGCCCUUGCCGACGCAUUUGAGUGUUCCCGGCUCCGGCCAUGCAACACCGCGCGUCAUCCCGCAGGAGGGCUCUGGAGGAUCUGGAUAUGUGGCCCCCAAGUUUGAGGGCAAGGAGAAGCAGAUGGAGGCUGUCAUGGAUGGCGUCGAGGACAAGGGAUUCAUUCCUCCCGAUUUCGUCGAAUCCGAGACGACGUGGUUCUACAAUGAGCUGGGCAUUGACGACAUGUACUUUGCCACCGAGACAGUUGAGGCGAUUGUGAACCACAUCCACUCCCUCUAUGCCGCCAAGGUGGCAGCGUACGCCCGCGACGAUAAGCGCCUGGAGAUCCGGCUGGACAAGGAGGCUACGGACCAUGCCGUGUACAUUGAUACUAGCAAGCCUGGCAUUUCUGUGGUACAAGGACCGCAAUACGAGCAGCGCAUUGACGAGAAGUACCUGAAUGGAUCGAAAGGCGCCCUCGGCUACCGCGUGGAGAGCUUCCGCUCUGCUAGUCCUCUGCCGGGAAGCGAAGAGCAGCAACUGCGAUGCUACUUCGUAUACGAGUGUGACUUCGCGGACCCAAAGCCUGGCGCGACCGAAACCAACAUCGAGAAAGUUGGAGACAAGCGCUUCCUCCAGAAGGCGACGAAGAACACGAAGCGCAUUUACCAGGAAGCUCUGGAAGUCGCUGUGGAACGGACGGGCCCGGUCAUUGAGUACUUCGAUAUCGAAGGCUCGCGCGACAAGCGUCUGGUCGUAGCGUACAAACAGGGAUCCGCCAUGGGGCUGUUCAGUGCCUUGAGUGACCUCUACCACUACUACGGUUUGACCACGUCGCGCAAAUAUGUGGAACAAUUCUCCAACGGGUACACAGCAAUGUCUCUGUACCUCAAGCAAAUCCCGGGAGCAGCGGGCUCUAAGCACCCGCCCAUUGAAGCCUCUAUUCAUCAGAUCAUCAAGGAGAUUUCCCUGUUGUACUGCAUUCCACAGAACAAGUUCCAGGCCCACUUUGCCUCGGGCCGUCUAAGCCUUCAGGAGACUAUCUACGCGCACUGCGUCUGGGUCUUCGUCUCGCACUUCCUCAAUCGUCUUGGGAACGAGUAUAACGCUUUGGCCGCUCUACUCGACCCCGAGAACAGCGCACACGCAGAGCUUCUGUCCAAGCUGAAGCGCAGGCUGCGCACGGAGACAUUCACCGCGGAUUACAUACUCGAGAUCAUAAACUCGUACCCCGAUCUGAUCCACAGCCUGUAUCUCAACUUUGCGAACACACACUAUGUCCAAACGAGGGGAGAGCAGGAUGACUUCCUUCCAACCCUGAGUUUCCUCCGUCUUCAGGUUGACAAGGUUCUCAGCGAUGAGGAACUGAAUGAUACCGUCAACAAGACCGUCGUCAACGACCACCAUCAGAUGGUGAUGAGCUCGUUCCGCAUCUUCAAUAGCUGCGUCCUCAAGACCAAUUUCUAUACCCCGACGAAGGUCGCCUUGAGCUUCCGAAUGAACCCGAACUUCCUACCUCCGUCUGAAUACCCUCAGCCCUUGUACGGCAUGUUCCUCGUGAUCAGUUCCGAAUUCCGCGGAUUCCACCUCCGCUUCCGGGACAUCGCUCGUGGCGGUAUUCGCAUUGUGAAAUCGAGGAGCCAGGAAGCCUAUGCCAUCAAUGCGCGAUCACUGUUCGACGAGAACUACAAUCUUGCCAACACUCAGCAGCGCAAGAACAAGGACAUUCCCGAAGGUGGAUCAAAGGGCGUUGUCCUGCUUGAUUACCGUCACCAGGAUAAGGCCAGGGUGGCGUUCGAGAAGUAUAUUGACAGUAUCCUCGACCUCCUGCUCCCGCCCAGCAGUCCGGGAAUCAAGGACCCGAUCGUAGAUCUGUACGGGAAAGAAGAAAUCCUGUUUAUGGGUCCUGACGAGAACACUGCUGACCUCGUGGACUGGGCGACUGAGCAUGCCAGAGGCCGCGGAGCACCAUGGUGGAAGUCGUUCUUCACAGGCAAGAGUCCCAGGCUGGGGGGCAUCCCACACGACCGAUAUGGCAUGACAACCUUGUCCGUUCGCGAAUUUGUCAAGGGUAUCUACCGCAAGUUGAACCUUGACCCCAGCAAGGUCAAGAAGCUGCAGACGGGUGGCCCUGAUGGCGACCUUGGCUCGAAUGAGAUCCUGCUCAGCAACGAGAAGUACAUCGCUAUCGUAGAUGGCUCAGGGGUCCUCGUUGACCCCCAGGGUAUCAACCACGACGAGCUCAUUCGGCUAGCCAAGGCCAGAGUGAUGAUCAACAAGUUCGACACAUCGAAACUCUCGCCGGAAGGUUACCGCGUACUCGUGGACGAGAACAACGUCAGGCUCCCGAGUGGCGAAUUGGUCUACAACGGUACGACCUUCCGCAACACCUUCCACCUUCGUGGCGGACAUCACUAUGAUACCUUCGUGCCCUGCGGCGGUCGGCCUGAGUCGAUCGAUCUCACUACUGCCAGCAAGCUCAUCGUUGACGGCAAGUCGGUGAUCCCGUACAUCGUCGAGGGCGCCAAUCUCUUCAUCACCCAAGAUGCUAAGCUUCGCUUGGAGAAGGCUGGCUGCAUCUUGUAUAAGGAUGCUUCUGCCAACAAGGGAGGUGUCACAUCUUCUUCUCUAGAAGUCCUUGCGUCCCUCUCCUUCGACGACGCGGGCUUCAUUGAGCACAUGUGCAUUCGAGAAGACGGAACUGCCCCAGAGUUCUACAACAAGUACGUCAAGCAGGUGCAGUCGAUCAUCCAGAACAACGCCAGACUUGAAUUUGAGGCUAUCUGGAGGGAACACCAAACAACUGGCGAGCCUCGGAGCACGUUGAGUGAUACGCUGAGCAUUGCAAUCACUAAGAUGCAAGAAGAGUUGCAGAACACAGAUCUGUGGGACAACAUUGGCUUCAGGAGGUCCACGUUGAGCGAGGCCUUGCCUAGCCUGCUGCUCGAACAGAUUGGCCUGGACAAGAUUAUGGAGAGAGUAAGUUAUAUCAUCUCAAUAUAGGAGUCGCUGCUAACUAGUCUAGGUGCCUGACAACUAUCUACGCGCGAUCUUCGGGAGCUAUCUUGCUAGUCGCUUUAUUUACACGUACGGCAUUUCUGCAAGCCAGUUCGCGUUCUUCGACUUCAUGAGCAAGCGCAUGGCGAGGGCUAAGGCAUGAACGAAUCUCAGUUGAUGCAGUUGUGAUCCUUCAUCCCACAGGGCGUGGCUCGGAAGUUCAGACUACGAACGGUUUGUGGGGCUAUUUCGGCGUUUGGCAGGAGUUCAAAAGUUCGACAAAAGUACAGCUGUUCACACACGAAGGAAGGGCCCAACAGCCUUCAACAUGCCUUACGGCGGUUAUGCCUGCCUUUGGGACCGCAUCUAAGAAUAGCGGGCACCCCGGAUCCUGAUGCGGGUGAGAGCAGGCUGGGCGGCUUUUCAUGUCGACGGCGCAGAUAGAUGCAAACCAACCAAUUUAUUCUCCCAAGUGGUGUGGCCUCGCAUGAUGGCG
Trematosphaeria pertusa is the source of this 3829-nucleotide messenger RNA. RefSeq names its product NAD-specific glutamate dehydrogenase. Bases 271 to 3339 code for a protein of 1022 amino acids. The record is from RefSeq and is a predicted model, not a curated record. The transcript has 2 exons. NCBI's taxonomy places the organism in Eukaryota, Fungi, Ascomycota, Dothideomycetes, Pleosporales, Trematosphaeriaceae. Gene Ontology annotation, cellular component: mitochondrion. Gene Ontology annotation, molecular function: L-glutamate dehydrogenase (NAD+) activity.